Messenger RNA from Camellia sinensis, 576 nucleotides. NCBI's taxonomy places the organism in Eukaryota, Viridiplantae, Streptophyta, Magnoliopsida, Ericales, Theaceae. The record is from RefSeq and is a predicted model, not a curated record.
AUGAAUGAGAGGACAACCUCAAAUGCAAAUUUAUCAAAUGAGUGCCCAAAUGAUACAUUUGGACAAAUGAUGGGUAAAGAAAAACAUGGACGAGUUCGCAUGUAUGGAUUAGGUGUCUCCCCCUCUAAUUUAUGGAGAGAUACAUCUAGUCAUAAAGCAAACCAAGACACAACAAUAGAUGCUAUGGAAGCUAAAAAUUCGGAGUUAAGGUCCAAAGUUUCCCAUGUUCAUCAGGCUCCGAAUAACUUGACAAACACAUCUAAUCAGUUAAAUCUUGAUUUACAAGUAGGAGAUGUAGUUGUUCUAAAAAGUAUCAUUAGGCCAACAAAAACAGUUGCAAUCGGAGUACUUAAAAGCACAAAUGCAUCUAAAGAAAUAGAAGGGGAAGAAAUGGGACCUGGCUAUUUGGAGAUACAUGUUCAAGUGCCAGUCAAACCUAAUGAGAGCUUGAUCCGAUCAUAUGGACUUGUCAAAAUAGUUGGACAAGCUAUUGGAGCUCAUGUUGCUUGGCCUGCUUCAUUUAUGAUGCAGAUUUUGCAAGUUAUGGGUGCUAGCCGAGAAUAUUUAUACAAGUGA